UGCCAGUUUGCGAAAUCGUCGGACGCUGCGGAGAAAAACGGCUUUCUGCUGCUUGCAAACAAACUAUUUUGAGGAAACAGUGGAUUACCAUUGACCUGCCGCUCUGAUUCCACUCGCAACGCUGAAAUACGAUGCAGCCUGCACUCUUGCUCGAAUCCAAGUUGACUGUCUUCAUGAAAUUUUAAGAGUGACACACACUCAGCUCCAAACACCGGACACGGAUCCAGGAUGCCCAUUCCUCCCCCUCCCCCCCCACCCCCUGGUGGACCCCCUCAUCCUCUCACCUUUAACCAGGCCAACACGACGACUCCUAAGUUUACUCGAGAUGAAGCGAAGGGCAGGGGGGCGUUGCUCUCUGAUAUCUGCAAAGGGUCAAAGUUGAAGAAUGUUGGUGUUGUCAAUGAUAGGAGUGCACCUUUUAUUGAAAAGCCAAAAGGAAGUGGAGUCAUGUCAGGAGGAACGUCUGCACCCGUCCAGCCCGUGGGGGGGCUGUUUCAGGGUGGUGUCCCAAAAUUGCGAUCAGUGGGAGAUGGUUCUGCAGGCAGGUCUGCAUUGCAUCCUCCUGGCACACGUGCCACUGCCCCUCGCCCGCCUGGAGGUCACGACGAUCCAGACAGCGGUUCUCAACAGGGCUCUCCUCCAGAAUCCGGACGUUCCCAGAGACCAUCCCUGCCCGAUCUCUCCCGUUCACCCGGUGGAGGCAGCAGCCCCUCUUCAGGCAUGAAGCACAGCUCUUCUGCCCCUCCUCCUCCGCCCCUCAUGACUCGUCGCGGAAACGCUCCAACCGCUCCGCAUCAGAAGGCCGCAGCGGCCUCCUACAACCGCGAGAAACCCCUUCCGCCAACUCCUGGUCAGAGAGGACCCUCUCCGGCACCCGUGCGUGAGAACGCACCACCUCCUCCAGUAAAACCUCCUCCGUCGCCCGCGAGCAGCCGCUCUUCUUCAUCCUCCUCCUCCUCCCUGGCCCCGCCGCCGCCUCCUUACCGCCAGCAGUCCGUGGUUUCAAACGGCCUGUCUAGUCCUGUGAACGAAGCCGCCCCUGAGCUACCCCAGAGACACAACUCGCUCAGCAAGAAACCUUCAGCAGGAGGACACACUCCAACACGGGGACACGCCCCUCCACCGCCAUCACCCACCCCACAGGCCGGCAGACCCCCGCCUCCAGCGCGAGAGCCUCCUGGACGAGGAGCAGCUCCUCCAGUUCCCGGACAGCCGUCGCGGAACGGACGGGACGCUCCACCUCUACCACCUCCUUACCGGACACACGGCAGCUCUACGGACGGUCAGAGCCGAGGCAAGCCCCCUCCUCCCCCCUCCCGCACACCAGCCGGACCCCCGCCCCCUCCACCGCCCAUCCGCAAUGGACACACCUCCAUUUCCCGUUCCUUCGUAGAUGAUUUCGAGUCCAAGUAUUCUUUUCAUCCUCUGGACGACUUCCCUCCUCCAGAAGAGUAUAGACACUUCACUAAGAUCUACCCGAGCAAAGCCAACAGGAGUGAGUCUAGAGUAAUGAGAGGAGCCCCUCCCUUACCGCCUGUGGGGAGGUAAACACUGUGACCGGUCGCCUGGGCUGCAUCAGCGACGAGUGUUCUUCAUUCAGACCCAUACGUUCAUAGACAAUCUCACAUGCACAUGUAAAUCCUCGAAGCCUGCACCUUAUUAACAGUCAUUCCCCAUCGGAUAACAUUCCUCCACGUUCACGCGAGCUCCAUCUCCCAUUACCACUCUUUAAUUGUGUGGAAUGUCAAGGGACAUUUUUUUAGGUACCUGUUUUCUGCACAUUAGAUUAUAUGCGUUUGGAGGUCUUGCUGAUAGUCAUGCUGUCAAAUCCUGUAUGGCGGUAAUGCGUAGCACUGGAGAAGGAAACUGCAGAAAGCCUCUGCAAAUAUGUCUUAAUUACCACGUCGGGCGACAUACAUAUAGUUUUUUCAUAAUUGCUACCCCUAUGAUGCACUGUGAAUAAUGUCAGUCACACGGACGUGCGUGAACUGAACUGUAAAAUAUGAACUGCUUUAGAAGUUUUUGUUGUCGUCGUUCCUCGGACGCACCCCUUUUUCAGGGAACAGACGUUUCGUUCAAGUUCUCUCAGGAGGUUUAUUGGACUUCAUGACCCUCUCCAAAGGCAGAGAACGAUAAGCUAAAUGAACCAGAAUUACGACGGGUCCAAAAGUGCCAAGAGAAUGUGCUCUAGCAUUUACCCAAACAGCAUGACACGGCCCGUCAGUCAAAGGCUGAUUGCCUUUAUUAAUGGUUGCUUUAAAGGCGGGUCUUGAAUUAACCUGGUUUGGAGAUGUCGUCCAGCGAUAUGCCUCACGCUCUGUGCCGUAUCCUCACCCGCAAUGUGAAUUCUGGCUUUUGUUAUUACGUCGUAACAGGCUGGCGAGGCUUUGCCCUUUUUAUAUCCUCUGCUUUGAUGUUUGUGAGCUAACUUGUGAGCUAAAAGAGCAAACCUUGUUCAUGUUCUGCCUGUGAAUUUGUGUCUUGGGUUAGUGUUGUGAUAGAAGACGGCCACUGUGUUGAGGAAGAACAACUGGAAUUUUAAGAGUCACGCAGAUGUGGGAUGAAUGGUAAAAUCAGCCAUUGUGGAUUCACUGCAUGCUGCUUUUUGAAACAGACCCUUCAGAAAAAUAAUGGGUGUAUUUGCAUGCACGUAAACUUCCUGUUUUCCUGCUUUUUUAAAUACAUCUGCUUUUUGGACGACAAGACCGGUUGUCUGAUAUCGUUACAGAGUUGUGGUAACUACCUAGCCAGUCAUGUUUAACUGGUUGUCUUUGCACUAACUCUUAGCAUUCCACCUAGCCACAGAGAUGUAGGUUAAAGAUAAAGCGAACUCUCCAUUUCUCAAGACUGGCAUUGAUGCUUCCUAACAUAUCUACAAUUUGAGGCGGAUUUGUUCAGUGUCAUUGUUUGAUUGUUCCAGGUGUAUAUUCUGUACAUGCUUGUUCUCAAUCCGACCACCAACAUUUGCAUGUUUUUGUAUUUUUUAUGAGGGGCUAUCAUAUGUCUGUAACCAACUCUAAAUCAUGUAUAGCUAAACGGACAAUACUGAAUCCUUUCCACUACAUUGCCCCUGUUCUUCUGCCUUACAUUUACUGAUUAACUUGUCGGUACUUAAGAUUUAUAAGAAAGAAAGUGUAUUUAAAGUACAUAGAGUGAUACGGUAGUGAUAGAUAUAAUUCUAUUUUUAAGUUGUAAAAAGCUUGUAAUAUAGUCAAUACUUUCAGGCAGCCAUGCAUAUUUUAGGCUUUGACUAAUAACCUGAUGUUGUAUCCCUGAAAACAGAUAAAAUGUUCUCGUCCUUAAUCGCCUACUGUCUGCCAGAAGGGUUCAGUGUACAUGUCUGUAGAGGAGUAUACUGUAACUUACUCGCAUUGAGAGAGUGUUCUUGUCAUGAUCAUCAUUCCAUGCUUAACUCGAGCUUGUACGUUUCACACCUGCUGGUCUUUGGAUCAACUAGUUGAAAUAAAAGCUGAUGAUAAGA
This is a messenger RNA of Triplophysa rosa, 3481 nucleotides long. It is a transcript of the gene wipf2b, whose product is annotated as WAS/WASL interacting protein family, member 2b. Bases 229 to 1548 code for a protein of 439 amino acids. NCBI's taxonomy places the organism in Eukaryota, Metazoa, Chordata, Actinopteri, Cypriniformes, Nemacheilidae. Gene Ontology annotation, molecular function: actin binding. The record is from RefSeq and is a predicted model, not a curated record. The transcript is spliced from 9 exons.